UCCAGUGUUGAGCCGGCUCCAGUUCCAGCUGGCCUCCCCACUGCGCUGCUCCUUAUGGCGGACUCCCCUCUCAACAACUCCUGGCCCUCCUUCUCCAAACUCUGGAUGAAGCGAUGGUCCUUUAAGAGAGCAUCGGAGUGCAAGCCAUGUAGUCCGCCCUGUGGGCCUCCCAGUGCCCAGCUCAGUGUCCAGCCUGCUGCUCCCAGUGGGAGAGGGUCUUCCUCCUCACUCUCACCCGCCUCUAUCGCUGAGAACGUCUUCUUUGGUAACACCAGUGACGACCAGGAUGCGUGUUCAGUAGUCAGUGACUACGACUGCCCUGGCGUGGAGGUGGCCGGCAGCGUUGAGGAGCUGCUGGACUUCAGCUCCUCUUUCAAAGACUCUGAGUACUUUAAAGACUUGGAGGGAGACACUCAUGCGACACAGUUCACUAUAACCACCAGAGAAACCUCAACUUUUGGCCACCAGGUGUUUUUUAACUCAGGCCCUCCUGCCAUCAACGUACCUGUAGAGACCUCCCUGAGCGCUCCCUCCCCUCAGGCCAACGCACCAUCACUGCCCCAUUAUAAGCAGCCUGAAGAGGAACCCCAUCACUUUGUGGUCACUCAGCUUAGUCCCAAGAUACUGCCAGGCUGUAUCAUUGGCAGCGGAGACUCCUCAGGCCCGGCACUCGGGCUUAGUGUGACAAUAAAUCUAAACGGACUGCUGGGAUCAGUGGAAACAGCAGACGGAAUAACAGGAUCAGAGGGAGUCAAGACGGAAAACGUAAUGGAUUUCGAAGGGGAGCCAGAUGAGGACAGUUUUCCCAUCCUGGUCAGAUCCAUGUCAACGUCUCGAAGGCACAGCUGGGGUGUCCCUGUGUCCCCCAUUAACCUGGGGAGGAGACUGAGUCUGGACACCAUGGCCACGGACAGCGAUGGAGAGAGAGACGAUGAUGAGGAGAGACAGAAUAGUCUCUUCCAGUCCACCGGGGACCAGAGCUGCACCAACUGUCCUGAGGAGGAGACAGGGCCGAGGUUCCCCUGUCCCAGAGCCAGGCUCACCAGCAUGGCUAAAGGUGCAUCUGGCAGGCAUCUGUAUUCCCGAUCAGAGAUCCUUGCCACGGACGAGUGUUCCCGUGCUGCACACAUUUCUCGUGUUGUACAGACGUCCAAACAGGCCGCAAGGGCAGCGGGAGCAGAGGAGUUUGACCCUGAAGAAAACCUCCAUUCUACUGAAGGCCAGAGCCACAUGGUGAAGCAGAGGAACAACAGAUCAGAGGUCAAAGAAUCAGGAAAUGUCACCUGGUAUGAGUUCCUCUCUCAUGGGCCCGAGGAAGAGGAGGAUCGCACAGAGAAGGUGGAGAAAGGCACCAAGGUGAAAAGGACUCUCAGCUCUCUGAGGAACAGGAUGACAGGCUCCUUCAACAAAGAGAAGGGUAAGAACCGAGAGAAAGACAAAGAGAAGGAAGCCAAAGAGAAAGUGUGCGGCGGCAGCAGCAGACGCAGCAGCAGUGCCCAUUAUCUGGUGCCAGGCGCUUUUUCAAGCUGUGCCACCUGCUCACUGUGCAGCAAGACCCUGCAGAAAAAGCAUGGCCUGCAGUGCAUGAAUUGUGCUGUGAACGUUCACAAGAGCUGCAAGUCUCUGCUGGGUGAGUGCUCCAGCACCAAGAAUAAGAGAGAUUCUCUCCGGAAGAACGGCUCAUCAGGAUUUUCUAACCUUGCGCUUAAAGACCGGGACAGAGAGCGGGAUCAGGCAGGCCCAGACCCAUCACAGACCCUGGAUGGCCACUCAGGCUUGCUCUUCUACCCAGGCAUGACCAUAAGUCACUGGGGACCUUACGCUCACCUGACUGUCGCCCACACCACCAGCUCCUUUGCAGCCCCUGCCUCCAGCCUUGGCCACAGCCUCUGUCACCACAGUAGCUCAGGAUCCCUCCCUGGGGAGAUGGAUGAGACAGAUGCUCUCCGCUCGAAACGCUGCAACGAAGAUGCCAUUUCCCUCGCUCCCUCCACCACGGAGUCCAUCUUCGUAGAAGAUACUCACUAUGCAGCAGUGCGGGCUGACCUGGAGUCUCAUGCCCAGGACCUGGAGGCUGAGUCAUGGAGUUUGGCAGUUGACCAGCAGUAUGCUAAGAAGCACUUGAAAGAAAUGGUGAAGAGACAGGAUGUGAUAUAUGAGCUGAUGCAGACGGAGAUGCACCACGUGCGGACACUGAAGAUAAUGCUGUGUGUCUAUGUCCGAGAGUUGAAGGAGAACCUCCAGAUGGACUCGGGCAGGCUGGACUGUCUGUUUCCCCGCCUGGAAAACCUCCUCGAACUUCACACGCAUUUCCUGUCUUGUCUUAAAGAGCGGCGUCGAGAAAACCUUGUUUCCUCCAGCAACAGAAACUACACUAUCAACAGAUUGGCCGACAUUCUGAUCACACAGUUCUCAGGUGAGAUUGGAGAGAGGAUGAAGGAAAACUAUGGAGAUUUCUGCAGUCACCACACUGAAGCUGUAAGCUACUACAAAGAACAGCUGCAAAACAACAAGAAGUUCCAAAACCUCAUACGGAAAAUCAACAACCUGUCCAUUGUGCGGAGGUUAGGAGUGACUGAGUGUAUUCUGUUGGUGACACAGCGCAUUACCAAGUAUCCAGUGCUAGUGGAGCGUAUUCUGCACAACACUGAAGCGGGAACAGAAGAACACGAGGAACUGACUCGGGCACUGGGUCUGAUUAAAGACACCAUCACUCAGGUGGACACGCUGGUUAAUCUUUAUGAGAAGACGUCUCGACUCAGAGACAUUCACAACAAGAUGGAGCCAAAGGCAAUGGGAAAAAUCAAAGAUAGCCGAGUGUUUCGCAGGGAGGACCUGGCACCAGCAAGAAGACGACUGCUUCACGAGGGCACUGUGAACUGGAAGGCUGCUUCAGGCAGGCUCAAAGAUAUUCUUGCAGUGCUUCUGUCGGAUGUGUUGCUCUUAAUACAAGAGAAGGACCAGAGAUAUGUAUUUGCUACAGUGGAUAACAAGCCGUCGGUGAUCUCUCUUCAGAAGCUGAUAGUCAGGGAAGUGGCCCAUGAGGAGAAAGCUAUGUUUCUUAUCUGUGCUUCCUCCAAUGAGCCCGAGAUGUACGAGAUCCACACCAACUCCAAGGAGGAGCGAAACACUUGGAUGAGGCACAUACGGCAAGCUGUCGAGAGCUGUCCUCACACAGAAGAGAGGCUGUUCAGUGAGGAGGAAGAGGCACGAGUUUCCAGGUUCAAAGAGUUUCAAGAUCGGCUGAGUCAGAAGGACACAGUUAUCUUGCAGGCUCUCACUGAGAAGCUCCAGCUGUUUGCGGACAUGGCAGAGUCUGUGGCAGGUCUGGAAGACACAGCUUCACGUUCUAGACUUUUGCUUCGAGGAGACGCCUCAGACCUCCAGCAGGGGGAGGCCCUGCUCAAAGGGGCCAUCACUGAGGUGGAAAAUCUCCAGAACCUGCUGCAGUCCGGGGUGAAGGAGGAGGCUCCGACCUCUCAACUGGAGGAAGGAGGGGGCUCCGGAGUUCUGCCCAGACGAGCGGAUACCUUUGGGGGCUAUGACAGCAGCCCCAGCAUUCUCAACAAGAACGGCAGCGUGAAGAAGAACUCUUCUGGCGAGUCCAGAAACAGAGAUAGGAGCCAGCGAGCCAGCUCUGACCCUCAGCUCAAAGACCUCUGUGGCAGCCACACCCUGGAGCAGACGGUUGAUGAGAGCACCUGCUCUCCUGCCAGAUGGAACUGCAUCUGGUCCAACUCCUUCCCCGAGGCAGAGUUUUUUGACAGAGUGCUGAUGCUUUCCCAGAGGCUCUAUAGUCUGCAGGCCGUCAUUUCGCAGCAGGACAGUCACAUUGAGCUACAGCGGGUGUCCUUGACGGAGCGGGCCGCCCUGCCCGGCCGCCACCGAGGGAACGUGCUCCUGGAGCAGGAGAAGCAGCGGACUCUGGCCUUGCAGAGAGAAGAGCUGGCCAGUUUUCACAAGCUCCAGUCUCAGCACCGGCAGGAGCAACAGCGCUGGCAGAAGGAGAGGGAAAGGUACCGGCAGCAGGUCGAAGCUACUGAGGACAGGCUCCGACAAAGAGAGGAGGAGUGCCGGCGGCUGGAGGAACGUCUAGCAAAAGAAAGAGAGGAGCUCGACAGGCUAAGGGGGACGUAUCAGGAGGACCUGGAGAGACUGAGAGUGUCCACCAGAACUGUGGAGAGGGAUAAGGAGCGCCUAGAAAACCAGAGGACGAACAAGAGGAAGACCAUUGAGGUGGCUCCUCUAUCUGGCAGUCUUAAUGGGGACCUCCUCAUGUCCUCUGGCCUCAACAGCACCUCCAGCGUCUGCGAGCUGCCCCUGCCUCCGAAGCCCCUGGUGCGCUCCAGCCUGUCCGUGGCAGCGGCUGACUACGCAGAGCGUCCUGAGCGGCGGGAGACGGGCUCUUCUACUGUGCCGCUGAAGACCGAGGUACCGCUCCACCUCUUCAGCACGACCAACCAGCAGCACAAACUGCUCGGUGUGCAGCAGCAGAUCCCCACGAAGCUCGCCGCCUUCAGUGGCAAAGGGAAAGGAACCAAGAGUGGCAAGGCUUCGCAUCGCACUGACAGCACAGCCUCGGUGGAUAUGAAGCAGAUGCUGAAGCUGUCCACCCGAGAUGAAAGCGCCCUCAAGGCCAAGCGCUCCAUCAGCCCCCACCAGCCGCUCUCGCUGUCAGCCCUGCAUCACCACACAGAUCAACUCAGUUCCCCAGAGACGGCCGGACCGGACAGCCCAAACACCUCCAUCACCUCCUCCGUCACCACCGCCCACCCUACAAAUGCUCAGAAGCCCCCGAUGCCUUCUGCACAGUCCCACCCUCCAGCUCCCACCAUCCCCCCCCACCCCCAGAGCACCGGACUCCUCCAGUUUCCGCCCCAGGUGCAGCCGCAGGGCCUCAGUCCGAAUACCCAGACCCACGUCCAGGUAAAUCACGGGCUCAGCCACAGCCACAGUUUGCCACAGCCCUACAAGAGCCCCACAGAGGACGUCAAUAAGGAGGACGUCAUCUUUUUCUAAAGUCCAGUCCACUGCACUCAGAUCAAGCACCGAUUUAGGAAAAUAAAAAAUCGAUGGGAUGAGUAACUGAUCCCCAACAAUCCUCCAUGUUCAUUUCAAGAAGCUACAUAUGUGCGAUAUUGUGAUGCUGAGUGAAUGUGCAGAUCGGACAGGUUGUGUUGUCAUUGAUCGGUGAAACGACUGAGUGGAGUAGCAGCCGUCUUCUGCAGAGGAUAGAGCUUCAUGCGCUUAGUGGAAAAAGAAAUCACAUUUUAUUCAAAAAAAAAGAGGACGUUAUUUGUAACAGUUUUUAUUUUUAUUUUUAGCUGUUUUUUAACUGCAAGUAUGAAUAGGGAACCUUGGGCUCACCGACGGCUUCUUGUGAUUAAAUGAAGUUGUAACAAUCCAAAGACAUGAGCUGUAAGAGCUGAAGGACUUUGACUGAAAGGAACCAAGCAAAAGAAAAACUGUCGGGUUCAUUUUAGGAGACUUCUGUCAGUUCCUGAGGCGUAGCAACGGUGGAGGUGCAGCGACGGAGCUCCGGCCUCAACCAUCUGCUUCUACCGGACCUGGAACCACAGGAAAGGAUUCCACAGGAACUCAGAAGAACUCAUUGCAUUCGCACAGUGUGAACACGCCAUUCCAGACGGAUGAAUGAUCUCUGUUGUCAUAAUCUCUGUUCAUUUAGUUUCGUUGUUCUUCUUAAUCAUGUUUAUUUUAGAAGGUUCACAUUGAGGAUUACAUCUUUAGUGUUUCCAGUGAUUGUGAAACCUGACUUGGAUCUGGUCCGAGGACAGUUUCUCCAGGCUGUUUGAAGCAGAAAAUGUAUAAUAAUGCUUCAUUUCAAUUAAGGGAGAGUUUGGAUUUGAUCAUGUUCUGCCCCUCCAGCGCGCGCACAGUGAGACUAACUCAGUGACGUCUUUCUCAUGUCUCUAUAGUUUGAAGUACUGUCAGUUAUAACCUACUGCAUGUCUGUCCCUGCCUUUUUAUAUUUUACCUUCCUGAUACAGACUCUCAAUGCCUGGACAUUUGUAUCGGCAGAUUUAGUUUAUUCAGAAAAAUAACCACAAAGCAAGAUGUUUUACUUGUGGGACUUUUCAGCAUAAAAUAUUCCCAAAUUUUACCAAUUUUGUCAAACUCUUCUUUGCAGCUCUAAGACGAGUUCUUGCAAGUUGCAUUACAGCACAAUUGCUGUUUUGGAGCGGCUAAGAAUUGAGAAUUCAUUCUUGAUUCUAGUAUAAUAGUCAAUUCUUUCCGUGAAACUAAAAGUUAGGUUUUAUCUGAUUGAAACUAUGAUACUUAGAUACUGUGGUGUCAGAUCAGUACUUGUGUGUCAGCUGUUUCAUGAAGGAUAGGUUUUUAUUACAGAAAUUUAUUACAGAUAUUAAGGUAAAUUUAUUUAUCAUGUACUUUAUGUAUAUUAGCCAUCCACUUCCAGACUUCUUCCUGAGGUGCUGUUGAUUCUGACACCCGGGUUAUUAGUUAAACUUCGCUGAGCUCAACAGCAUCAUCAUAAACUGUAGAAACCAAAAAGGCGUCAGUGACUUUGUCUCACCCUGGGUUUCAUUUCACCAAAACUGACACACUCAGCAAGAAUCUUAAGAAAAUAUCGAAUGUACUGUACUGUUCACGACAGUUUUCUAUGGGAAAUUGACAUUUAACUGGAUAAUGACAAAUGAAUGGAGACAAUGUGGGGGGAAAAGAGCAGAUUAGUACUAAUUACAACAAUUUGAAAGAGUUAAUAUGCACUGAAAAUAUUGAAAUCCUUCAUUUUACAAAUAGAAAUUCCACUAAUUUUCACUAGUUGACCCAGUGGAAUAAAAGCGUCUGUUAUUUCCAAAGGUUAACAGCCGAGUUUGUACAGAGACGUUCUAACAUGGUGGAGCACAGUGUUAACACUGGUUCUCACUUCUCAGUCGAGUCCAUUAUGGAACUACAGCCGGGAAUGUACAGAUCAUUGAAGAGUUGUAAAGUUUAUCGAUUUCCCUCAUCCACCCGGGUUAGGAAAUGAAAAGUUAAUGGGUUCGAUUCAUUAUUUUGAAAGCGUGUGUCUCAUUUUACCGACUUAACAGUUUGGGAAAUUUGUCAGAGUGGGUUCAGUUUAGCUGAGCCCGUUUAUAUAUCUUUGAGUUAAAUAUGAAGAUGUCAGUUGUAAUCGAGGCCCUCGGGUCUCACACACUGUGGGGGGGGGGGGGGGGGUGUUGAUCGUCAAUGACAUUUCAUUAUCUGGGUCAUAAAUGUCUGCGCCUGACAGAGAAGCCGCGCUGUCACAGGCGCCUGCAGCAAAAAAACAGGACGAUGAACAUUGGUCUGACAUUUCAGUCUUUAUCUUUCUCUCCAUAUGAAUACCUAUGGAGGUGGAUGCCAUUUACGUUUUUCCCUGCAUGUACGUGGGAUUCCUUUCAAUCCUGAAGCGGUUGACACGUUAACAUUUUUCUGUCUCUGGAGGAGAAAAUAUGAGAACUUUUUUUUUUUUCUUCAAGCUGGUGUCUGAAGGUGUGAUCACAAGCGAGACUUCUGAGUGAUGAUGUAUAUUAUAUGUAUAUAUCUGUACAUAUUGUACCUGGUCUCUUCUUCACUGCCUCUCCUGACACAUUCUUAUAUUGGAUACGGAUGUUUCACAUGAAUCAAGAAGCGACAGUUGUUAGUGUAUAUUCAUUUCAAGUACACACACAUGGGUGUGUAUGUACAGUCUGGUACGCUGCCUAAUUCGGACAAACUUGUGGCAGUUUAUGAAAAACCACAAUCGGUGGUUCUGUUGAUUAAAUCAACUACAAUUGAAGGUUUGUAUUUUGAAUCUCCUGGUGCGUGGAGACGUCGUAGCUUUGAAGCUGAGCUGCACCGUCUGUCUUUGUCCUGCGACUCCCGAUCGAGACGAUGUAGCAGUCGUAAAAAACAAAAAACAAAACAAGAAGUCAAACAUCUGCUUGUUUCUGUCAGUUAAACCAAAGAGACAUUCGGCUGACUGGGCUUCUGUCUGUGCUCUCGUGAGAGGAGAAAUGACAUUGUUGGUUGUGUGGUCAUCCACAAAGUGUUAUUACUUAUAAAAACAUCCCCUUGGGAGUGUCCAUAACAGUGUGUGUUUACAGCAGUGUGUCCACUCCAUAUCCGGCUUCACAGCUCGGUAUUGAAUUUCCUGUUUUGUUUUGUGGCCCCACAUCCACAUCACUGGGAUCUGUUUAUACUCAGGUGGACAAAAUGAUUUCAGAGUAAUGUUGAAAAUACAUAAACCAUCAACUCAGCAAUAAAUCAAAUGGGUACGUCUGUAUAUUUGCUUGUAGUGGCACAUGAACUGUACAUGAGCUCAAUAUUUUAUUGUCGUCAACACUUGAUCAUUUUAAAGAAUAAUGGACUGUUAAUGUGCAGGUAAACAUCCUUUGUGGUUUCCAGUGGGUGGAACCCUUUGAUAACAACAAUUCCCCUUUUUUCCACCCAGAGCUUUCAGCCAUCUCACACAACCUUCCAAGUUAAACCCUUCAUGAACAAUUAGUCUUAAAAGUGUGACAUCUUAUAGCUGUAAUGUCAAAACAUCUGAUGAAGACCAGGUGAUUCCAUUGACAGCUCGACAAAAAGCCAGAAAGACUAACUUGAUUUUUGUGAUUGUUAUGCAUCACCAAGUUUGAUCUGAAAACUUUUAUUCCCAUGUUUGUUCAUUUUCCUGUAUUUUCAAGUGUCUCUGUUCUAAAGCUGAAUGAGAAAAGGUUCUAAAUCUGGUGUAAGAGUCCUUUAGUUCUGGUCCAGGUACUCUGUUGCUCUUUGGAUCAACUCAAGUCUUAAAUCUUUUGCUGAACUGAACUAGAUCUGUUUCAAACUUUUGAAGCCAGUCAGUCACAUCACUGUGUGUGUGUGUGUGAGUCUGUUUGUGUGUGUUUGUGUAUUCUUAAAAAAACACAGCUGAAACUUUCCGACGCUCUUUUACGGUUGUGUUUUUAUACACACACACCUUGGACCUGUAAUGUGUAAAUAAUCCUGAACAUAUUUUAUUUCCCCGGCCAAUUUUACACUAGUCACUUUGGAUAGUAGCAUACUUGAAGGGGAAAAAAAUAAUGUCGAUAAUGCUUGUUAUUGUUUGUAAACUUUUAUUUACCGUGAGCUGUCUAAUGACGUUUGUAGCACACAGCAUUGAUUCUUUUUUUGUACUGUUUAAUUCACUGCGAGACGUUAGAACGACCUGUGGACACAAACUGCUGCCUUAGAGAGAGUUUAGUAAUAAAAGAGUCCUGAAAUAA
Molecule: messenger RNA, 9227 nt
Organism: Pleuronectes platessa (European plaice)
Lineage: Eukaryota; Metazoa; Chordata; Actinopteri; Pleuronectiformes; Pleuronectidae
Gene: arhgef18b
Product: rho/rac guanine nucleotide exchange factor (GEF) 18b
Exons: 31
Coding region: 55-5019 (1654 amino acids)
Biological process (GO): small GTPase-mediated signal transduction
Molecular function (GO): guanyl-nucleotide exchange factor activity
Source: RefSeq, a predicted model, not a curated record